Arvicanthis niloticus (Nile rat) is the source of this 933-nucleotide messenger RNA. RefSeq names its product vomeronasal type-1 receptor 44-like. NCBI's taxonomy places the organism in Eukaryota, Metazoa, Chordata, Mammalia, Rodentia, Muridae. Gene Ontology annotation, cellular component: membrane. The record is from RefSeq and is a predicted model, not a curated record. Gene Ontology annotation, molecular function: pheromone receptor activity. Gene Ontology annotation, biological process: G protein-coupled receptor signaling pathway.
AUGAAUAAAGCCAAUAUACUCCAAAUUGACAGAAACAUAAAAAUCACCUUGCUCGUUGAAUUAAGCAUCGGGAUCUCAGCUAACAGUAUCCUUAUCUUUGCCCACCUCUGCAUGUUCCUUAGAGACAACAGGCCUAAGCUCAUUGACGUCUACAUUGCUUUCUUGUCCCUAACCCAAUUAUUGCUGCUUAUAACUAUGGGAUUCAUAGCUAUGGACAUUUUUAUGUCUCAGGGGAGAUGGGAUUCUACCAUAUGCCAUUCCCUUAUCUAUUUGCACAGGCUUCUGAGGGGCCUCACCCUUUGUGCUACCUGUCUGCUGAAUGUCCUUUGGACCAUCACUCUUAGUCCUAGAAGCUCCUAUUUAAUGAAGUUUAAACAUAAAUCUCCCCAUCACAUCUCAGGUGCCUUUCUUUUCCUCUGUGUCCUCUAUAUGUCUUUUAGUGGUUACUUCUUAAUAUCAUUUACUGCUACACCCAAUUUGUCCUCAGAUAAUUUUAUGUAUGUUACUCAGUCAUGUUCACUUUUACCAAUGACUUAUUCCAGAAAAAGCAUGUUUUCCACACCGAUAGCCAUCAGGGAAGCCUUUCUCAUCUGUCUCAUGGCCCUGUCCAGUGGGUACAUGGUAUCUCUCUUAUGGAGGCACAAGAAUCAGGCCCAACGUCUUCACAGCACCAGACUUUCCCCCAAAGCAUCCCCAGAGCAAAGGGCCACCAGGACCAUCCUGCUGCUCAUGAGCCUCUUUGUGGUUCUCUACAUUUUGGACACUGUUAUCUUCCACUCAAGGAUGAAAUUCAAAAAUUCCUCAGUAUUGUACUGUGUUCAAAUUAUUGUGUCUCAUAGCUAUGCCACAGCCAGCCCUUUUGUGUUUAUCUGUACUGAAAAACAGAUAAUUAACUUUUUGAGGUCAAUGUGUGGCAGAAUAGUAAAUACUUGA